Messenger RNA from Pteronotus mesoamericanus, 609 nucleotides. RefSeq names its product signaling threshold regulating transmembrane adaptor 1 (gene SIT1). The record is from RefSeq and is a predicted model, not a curated record. Gene Ontology annotation, biological process: regulation of T cell activation; T cell homeostasis; signal transduction. Gene Ontology annotation, cellular component: plasma membrane. NCBI's taxonomy places the organism in Eukaryota, Metazoa, Chordata, Mammalia, Chiroptera, Mormoopidae. The transcript has 5 exons. The coding region runs from base 1 to 609 and encodes 202 amino acids. Gene Ontology annotation, molecular function: kinase binding.
AUGGUUCCGACGUCAACAGUCAUUAGCAGUUGUAAGAACUCCACGCCGCCAGUAUCGCUAGUACCCGGGUUGGACUGGGCAGUAACACCCCCCACCCCCCAUCUUCUCACAUCCACAGGAAUUCCCUCCUUUUCCUAUGGCUGGGGAUUGUGGGCCCUCUCAGGGGCUGUGACGCUGCUGCUUCUCAUCUCACUGGCUGCACACUUGUUCCGAUGGACCAGAGGCCGGAGCAAUAGCCACCCAGGAGAGGGACAUUCUGGAGCGUCUGUGGAAGAGGUCCCCCUGUACGGGAACCUGCAUUACCUGAAGACGGGACGGCUGUCUCAAGAACCAGGUCCAGUCCAACAGGAUCCAACACCUGGAGGCCCCACCAGGGCCGCAGAGGAUGUGAUGUGCUAUACCAGCCUGCAGCUGCGGCCUCCUCAGGGCCGGAUACCGAACCCUGGAACUCCCAUCAAGUACUCAGAGGUGGUGCUGGACUCUGAGACAAAGCCCCAGACCUCAGGCCCAGAGCCGGAGCUCUACGCCUCAGUGUGUGCCCAGACCCGUAGAGCCGGGGCUUCCUUCCCAGACCAGGCCUACGCCAACAGCCAGACUGCACCCAGCUGA